UCGAAAACGACCAAGAUGUACAUCUCAUCAUGAUUCUAUGCAGAACUCAACAAUGAAAAAGGCUAAAACGCACAAUGGUUUUGUCAAGAAAAGUAAAAGAAGGCAAGAUGUGGAAAGUGAACACAAACAAAAGAAGACUACUGCUCUGUUCGAUGAACAAGUUGAAGGUUGGUAUCAGAAGGUAAUGGAAAAUGAAGUCUUGGCUACAGCUAGGACUGUAAAUUCUGAUACAUUGGUGAAGUUCCGAAUAGAUGAGUGCCCUACAUUUGGAAUCCAACUGAAAAGGAGAGACAGGCUCUUGCUAUUUAUUGACAAAAGACAGAGUCAAGAGAAUGCUCUCUUUGCUAGCCAUGCACGUUUCAUUGCAACCCAGAAUCUUACAACAGCUGAAUUGAAUUCAUAUUUGUCUUGCCUAAUGAAUGAGAAGAUUAGCGAAUCAUUGGAAGGUGUGAAGAUAAUAGAACAAUGUCCUGCUCCAUGGCAGUUCAUUCUGGAUUUUAUUGACCUUCCCCAAGAUGGAGUCCUUAGUGUUCUGAACGUUUCAAAUGCUUUGGUAAAAUCCUCUGUCACAAAAGAUGCCAGUACCUAUAAGCAAUUCUUCCAUCAGUUUCUGGGAAGAGCCUUUAUUCCUGGGCCGCUUACUGCAGUAUUAAGAAACAUUAUUGCAGGUUAUUCCAACGAAGGUCUUGAAUCAAACAAGAUCCAGUCAGAAUCUACUGCCCACCAGCUCAUUGAGUCUUGCAAGUGUUUUGCAGAGUCCAUAGCCAGCUAUGCUCCAAAGGUGCUCCCAGCUGUGCUUCCUCUCAUUCAGCUACUUGUUGAUCAUAAAAUUCCUGCCUGUGACACCUUCUUUCUUAUGUCCCUUCUGAAAUUGGCUGUAAGUCACACUGAUGAUCCAGUCAACACACACUGGAGUAAGCUACAACUACUAAUAACUUCAUCAGAACUUCAAUGCGCUGAAAGAGCUAUCAAUGAAGAAACAGAAUCAGCCAUUGCAAAGGGUUUCCUACCAUGUGUGCGUACUCAUGGGCCAUACCCCAAUGUGGAUAGUUACAUGGACACCUACAUGCGGCUUCUCAGGGAAGACCGCAUGUCUAGUGUACGCAAUGCUUUAGUUGCUCUAAAGAGGGGAGCUCUUGAUUCUGAAAAACUUCGGAAUGUGCCCAUUUUGCCUUACAUAAAGACCAUUGCUAUUCAGAUGAUUCAGGCUUCAAAGUGCUUGGCUGUUGUUGUGCAAACAGAAAACAGCAAUAUCACUAAGUCAAUGAUAAGACAUGCGACAAACAAACUCAUGCAUGGAAAUUUGGUAGCUUUUAUUGUUGAUGGAAAUUUUGAUGAUAUUUUGUAUGCAACUGUUGCAACAACUUUCAAAUCAUCUGACUCAGCGGUACAGUUUUCUGUUGUAUUUGGCUCAGGUCCAACCUUACAUUCAAGAAGCAAUGAGGUAGAUGGACUAACUCGUUUAUUUCAUGCUAACGACACAUUAGCAGUUGUGAGUCCUGUUUACUAUCACGCAUUCAAGCCAGUGAUGGUUUCUCUACAAAGACAAAGUCAAGACUUCUUACCUUUCAAAGAAGAAUUCGUUUUCCUAAAUUUUGAAGAACCUACAAACCAUGCUGAAAAGCCUGAAGAAAUGCUAAAUGAAACGGCAGUCAAUUUGACUGAUGUGAUUAAAGAUGACAUACAACAGUUAGAUUUGAGAGAGGAAGAGAAGUUGGAAAUGAUGGAAAACACUACUUUUUCCAACAGCGACUCUUCUGAAUACUCUAUACAAAUGUCUCCGUUAUCCACAGAGAGUCUAUCUGAAGACGAACUAUACACCAGCAUGCAGCAAGUUUGCAAGUUAAAAAAAUCUAGUAAGUAUAAGCACAGCCGAUUGCCAUCUUACCUGCAGAGUGGCAACAUUACAAUGAGUUGGCAAGGUGUGUUUCAGAUGUCGUUGAAAAAUCCCGACACUCCAGAUCCUGGCUACUGGAAGAGCUCAGAGAAAGUUGACUUUGAAACUUUGAGGAAGACGUAUAAGAGUUUACUUGAUGACUCUCAAUUGGAUGCUGUUGAGUUAGCUCUUCACAAUCGUGUAGCUAUUAUCCAGGGACCGCCAGGAACAGGAAAGACUCUUAUAGGAUUUAGACUUGCACAACUGCUACUUUCAGUGUCAUCUCUCCCAGAUGGUCCUAUUCUGGUGCUUUCAUACAAAAACCAUGCUCUCAAUGAAUUUCUUGCUGGAUGCUGCACAUUUUGUAGUGAUGAUGAAGUUGUUCGAGUUGGUGGUCAGAAGGAGAAGCUUAGAAAUACCAAUGUGAGACGAUUGAAAGAUAUAUGCCCAAGUCCAAGAUUGCCAAGGGUUCCAGAUGAAUUUUCUAGAAUGAAAAGAGUUAUUGAACUUGUUCCUCUCUUUGUUGAAUUCAUGCCAGUGAAUGAACUACAGAAUAUGGCCACGAUAAAAGACCACGCAUGUCGGUUGACUUUCAGCCAGUUUGACAAUGAUGAUCUUCGACAAAAUCUGAUGCAUGUUAUCAACACAAACCCUGCAGUGUAUCGCACAGUUUGCUCAUUGAAAGGUAUAGCAGAGGAUGAAUGUCCUUUUGCUAAAAUAGUUCAGGCUCUUCACAAAGUGUUGGCCAGUUGGAUACCUGACGAGAAGUCUUUGGAGGUGUUACUGACUACAUGUGGUGUGCAAUCUCUUGACCAAAAGCCCAUUUCAAGAUUAUCAGCAACCUACUUGAUGAAGCAGCAGAAAUCAACACAGGAUGACAUUGAAGAUGUUGAGUAUGAAUUAACAAUGGAGCUCAGAGAACGAGGCCUUGAUCCCAUUCAUGGUGUUGAAAAGGAAUACAUGAGCAAUGUAGUACCACUAUCUGGUACACCUCCAGUGUCAAGUGAGAAAAACAAAGAAAUCAUCUUUGCAGUCGAUUUGGCUAGAUUCGAACCUUCAAAAUUAACAACCAGUGACUUGUACCAUACUUUGUCUCUCAUCCGUCUGAAAAGGAAUAUGGAGCAUGAUGAUCUAGCUCAUGUGAUUAAAAUUCUUGCCCAGCUAAAGUGGAAAACUUCCAUAAAAGCAUUAAGCCGUAAAACCAAAGAACUGUCCCAGGCCUUUGCUAAAGUGGAAGAACAGCACAUUUGUGACUCAGCAAACAUGCUAAAGAAGGUGAAAAUAGUAGGUAUGACCACAGACGGAGCUGCAAUCAAUCACAAGUUGUUGUCCCAGCUUAAACCUGCUAUAGUGAUAAUAGAAGAGGCAGCAGAAAUCCUUGAGGUACAAGUUCUUGCAGUGCUUUCUGCUGCAGCACAACAUCUUAUCCUAAUUGGGGAUCAUAAGCAGCUCCGACCUCCUGUUGAAAACUAUGAACUUCAACAGAAAAAUAAAUUUGAUGUUUCAUUGUUAGAAAGGCUUGUAAACAACAAUCACCCACAUGUCUCCCUGACCCAUCAAGGAAGAAUGUUGCCCGUGUUUAUCCCAUUGCUUGAGCCUAUCUACAACGAUCUGCAAACAAAUUCUGAGGCUAUCAAGAAUAAUCAGCCAGCAGCAUGUUUUACCAAGCCAAUGUAUUUUUGGUCACAUGCAUAUCCAGAAACCAGAAUAGGGACAAGUUUUUGCAAUAAAGAUGAAGCCAACAUGCUUUUCAACAUGAUUCUAUGGUGUAUACUGCAAAAUGAACAACAUCGGAUUCAUCCAUCAAAGAUAACUGUCAUAGCAAUGUAUGCAGCUCAGGUUAAAUUCAUUAGGAAGUUAGUGAAAGAUUUCGAAGACAAUCACAUUGAUCUUGCUAACCAGUUGUUAGAUAGUGGUCAAACAAGGAGAAGAAAUGGUAAAAAGCAAAAAAGAAGUGAGGAAACAGAUGAGUCCUCUCGUCCAUUGAUUCGAGUCUGCACAGUUGACCAAUACCAGGGUGACGAGAACGAAUACAUAUUUGUAUCUCUUGUUCGUUCAAAUGUUGAUGGUGCAAUUGGCCAUGUUAAGAUUCAAAAUCGAAUGUGUGUUAGUUGUUCAAGAUCAAGAUCAGGACUGUAUGUCUUUGGCAAUGCCGACUGUUUUCACAAAGCAAAGAAUAAUGCUCACUGGCAUCAUGCACUCAAAUAUUUUAAAGAACAAGAUUGUUUGGGCAACUCUGUUCCACUUCGGUGUCCUCGACAUCCAUCAUUUACAUUUAAGGUCAGUCAGCCAGAAGACUUAAAGAUUCGAUAUCACAAUCAACGAGUCUUCCUGCCUACAUCAUGCAAGGAACAAUGUGGUCAACUGAUGAAAUGUGGAGAGCACCGAUGCUUGGAACUGUGCCACCCACAUCUGGGAGAUGAAAAGUGCAUGGUUUCGGUUGAUGUAGUUCUUAGCUGUGGUCAUCCACACACUUGCCACUGCUGGCAAUCUACUGUUCCUUUACAAUGGAAUUUCAGAUGUGAAAAACAGUGUGAGAGGACCAUUAACUGUCCACGUCAGCAUCAGUGCCCUCGAACAUGUGGAGAACGUUGCCCUACCUUCAGCGAGUGCAAGAUAUGUGAGAGACUUGAACUAGAUCGACGUCAGCGUGAGGCUCAAAGAAAGGAAGCAGUGGCAAAAAAGAUUCAGAAAGCUAUUGCAACAGAGAAAGAGCAGUUGCAAGGAGAUGAACGACACUGUUCUGUAACGCUCUUAGAGCAAGCUGACGACCUUGAAUUGCAAUUCAAGAUAAAAACUGUUGAGAAUAUUGUAUUUAGUUGUAAAGGAGAAUCAGACAACUCAACGCAAAAUUCUGAACUGAAGUUGGUCUGCUGCUGGGAAAUAACCAACCUUACACAAGUGCGUAAGUUUAUAAAUGUGCACCAGCGAAUGUUGAAGCAGCGGCGGCAGCACCAGGCUCAUUUUCAACACCCAUAUAUGGCAUUAGUUGUCCCCAGUACAUGUGAUGUCAAUCAAUUUAUUAGAAGUGUCGCAGACCAUGGUGUUAUGGCAACAAAUACUUCAUUUGGUCAAGGGAUCUUUCUCACUCAUAGUCCUGGACUUUCUUGCUUUCUUGAUGGUGCUGGUCCAUAUGAGAAAGCCAGCACUUUAACUGACCAACCACUUUUGACACUCAUUAUUUGUCAAGUGGCUCUUGGACGCCGAAUAAACAGACGACCAAAAUCAACAGAUUUGAUGGCAUUGUCUGGUGACAUCAGUGAAUGGGGUCAUUGGCCAGUACGCACACCACAGAGGUCACACAAUGAAUCUGGCUCAGAAGGACACAAUGUUGUUCAAGUUGUGGCAACUGACCAAGUCUUACCAGCCUACAUAGCUUGUUGCAAAAGAGUUGAGAAUCUCUCUACCCUUGAGGAUCUAGCUUGCAAAACAGGAAGAACACAGUCAAAGAUGCUGUGCAAGUCAGAGGUGAUUACAGAUGAUUCUGAAUGUGAAAAGCACUUCAGCAUUGUUGAAUCCAAUUUUUUACGACCAUUAAUACUCUCAAGUGGCAGACGAUCAUGGGAAGUCAUACAAGCAGAAUACAUUGUCAACCCCAAACUGCUAACUGAUUAUAAGAAUACCAAAAUGCAGUUCAAAGCUGCAGGCAAACCAGUACAUGAACGAUAUGGAUUCCAUGGGACAACUACAUGUGCAAUAAAAACAAUAUUUCAACAAGGAUUCAAGAUUGGUGGCAAGGAUAUCGAGUGUAAAAAUGGAGCAUGUUAUGGUAAGGGUGUGUAUUUGGCAAAAACUCCUCUUAUUUCAAAGGACUACAGCAGAGGACACAAUGAAAUGAUAAUGGCAAAAUAUUUGGCUGGUAACCAUACAGCACAUCAGCAUGACUCUAACAGCAGUGAAUUUGACUCUUACAUGGAUGUCAACAUAGUGGUUGCUUUUCAAUCAGAACAAGUUUUGCCUUUGUAUAGAGUCACGUUUAAAUAAUCACCUCAACAUUGGGCACUCUGAACUGCACAGGCAACCAGACAAUCAUUUAGCGGACUGUAGAACUGAGUGCACGUAGUGGUAUAACAACUCAGAGUAAUAGCGUUGUUGUUGUCAGUUGUUGCUGCUGUUGUUGGUUGCUGCUGUUGGUGUUGCUGCUGCUGUUGUUGCUUGUGUUUGUUGCUGCUGUUGUUGUUGUUGCUCUCGAUGAUGAUGAUGUUGCUGCUCGUGUUACACUGAUUCAAAGUAGCAUAAACAAAGCAAUCAGAAUAGCAAAGCACAGUAACCGUUGUGCACUGCACUGUAUUGAAAUUGUAGUGCAUAUAUUAUACAUUUAUAAAAGUAAUGAUACCCAUG
Molecule: messenger RNA, 6217 nt
Organism: Corticium candelabrum
Lineage: Eukaryota; Metazoa; Porifera; Homoscleromorpha; Homosclerophorida; Plakinidae
Exons: 4
Coding region: 38-5860 (1940 amino acids)
Biological process (GO): regulatory ncRNA-mediated heterochromatin formation
Cellular component (GO): nuclear RNA-directed RNA polymerase complex
Molecular function (GO): helicase activity; NAD+ poly-ADP-ribosyltransferase activity
Source: RefSeq, a predicted model, not a curated record